CUCACUUCCGCCCCACCUCUCACCACGAAUCAGUUUACUGUUUACUAGGUAACUAGAUAUUACUUGCGAGGAAACCAUCUAUCAGUACCCAUAUUGAUAUCCAAACAUCUUGUUGAUGAAGAUGUUGCCUGGUGUCUUAUACAGCUGCUUUCAAAUCACCAGCAACCCCAGUGACCAGCCCUGCUCGGAGAGAGAAGAGGAGAUUUUAACAAGACUUUAUCAAAUUAGGAGCACGAUUCUCAGAAUGCUGGGUUUACUAGAGCGACCCAUUCCUGCGAACCAUAAAAGAAUUCGAUGGCAAGAUUCAAGCGGCAGAUGGCUCUAUGACGACUAUGUGGAACUCGAACCGGGUGCCUUGGAUGCUUUGAAAGAGCGCCUAGAUCAAUCGACAUAUGACAGGAAUGAUGCCCCUGGGGGCAUCGGGCGCUACGUACUUUCUCACAUUUCCAAUAUUUUCCGCCACAAUUUCGGUCUAGUCUCAUCCCAAGCCUCAUAUCCUCGAGGCACUGUCGAUGAGCUGGACAACACUGGCGGAAAUUUCGGGGUUCAAGAUGUUACUCUCGACAUGGAGCCUGCUGGAUCGCCAAAUAGCAUUCUUCACCUGUUCAUGUGCCUGGAAAGGGGGUGGUACCAUGUCCAACUUCACCAAGAGGCUCUACCACUUGUCAUGGAUAACAGACAGUUGUUUCAAGCUUUGCAACGCAUUUAUGACGGGCAUAAAACGGGAUUCGGCUCAUUCUGGUAUCUGAGACGAGUCGUCAGCAUCCGGUUUGUCAAAUUUCUGUAUUGUGACGAUGGGUGUCUUGACAUCCGAGACCACGGGGAGAUCUGCGAAAUCGGAAUACCCUGUAGAUGCAUACCAGCGAUUGACACUGCAGACCCAAAUCCAGAAUAUCGAUACUACCCGAUACCACCCAAGCUCGCGCCGCCUAUCGGAUCCAAUCUUUUAGUGAGUAUGUUUCGAUAUCCCGAGAAGUUGAAACCUGGCCAUACGUGGGCCUUUGAGGGGCUACCCAAAAGGGCCCACGGAGCCCUCAAGCCAAAGGGUGGCCCGCCGAGAGAAGCGUGGGGGAUCUACUUGACAGAAGGCUGGAAUAAGUCCAAAAUGUGGUUUAUCGUCGGCCUCGUGGUCUUUCUUCCAAGUUUGUCGUUUGCAAUAUUCUGGGCGGUCUUCAAGGGUGAUUUCGAGGGAGCUUUUUCAGUAGCCGGGUGGUGGGUCGCAGGAGCAGCUCUUGUCGUCAGCAUUAUGUAAUGACGACAAG
Molecule: messenger RNA, 1262 nt
Organism: Aspergillus candidus
Lineage: Eukaryota; Fungi; Ascomycota; Eurotiomycetes; Eurotiales; Aspergillaceae
Exons: 4
Coding region: 116-1252 (378 amino acids)
Source: RefSeq, a predicted model, not a curated record